Caenorhabditis remanei is the source of this 1494-nucleotide messenger RNA. RefSeq lists its product as uncharacterized. The record is from RefSeq and is a predicted model, not a curated record. Lineage: Eukaryota; Metazoa; Nematoda; Chromadorea; Rhabditida; Rhabditidae. Gene Ontology annotation, molecular function: zinc ion binding; hydrolase activity, acting on carbon-nitrogen (but not peptide) bonds, in cyclic amidines. The coding region runs from base 1 to 1494 and encodes 497 amino acids. The transcript is spliced from 6 exons.
AUGGCUUCCGAAAUGAGCAGAGCCACUAAUUAUUGUUGCGAGUGUAUCGCGUCGCAAGGACGAUGCAGUGCGGACACAUGUCCAUGUGUGGCGGCAAGGAAGACGUGUGAUGAGCAUUGUGAGAGUACAAGAUACCGAGGGGACUGUCUCAAUCAGGCGAUUUGCAAGUGUUCGUGUGAGGUGGAUCCGGCGAAACCGGCGAAAAAUGCGUGCUCGAAAUCCGAGAGAUGCGAUUGUUUGAGGAUAAAGGAGGGGUGCAGCAAGUUAUGCGCGUGUAAGCAGAUUUGUAAGAAUAAGGAAGCCCCAAAAAAACUGGCAAAAGUGGCCAAACCCACUUCCGGAUGUCAAUGUGCAAAAGGCAAAAAGCAAUGUGUGAAGAAAGAAUGCGCGUGUCGGACAGUCUACGGUUUCUGCUCGGCCGCCUGUAAAUGUUCCGGAGACUGUACGAAUGGAGCAUCGAAAUUUUCCGUCCCAAAACACGUCCAGAACUGUUUCCUCGAGCACAAGCACGAGUCGUCUGGGUUGAUUGUGACGCUUAUCGGAGAGGACUAUGUCUAUCGAGGCGAUUUCUAUCAUGAAUCAAAAGGGGAGCCUCAUGUCGAAGAGCAAUUGGUCGCGGCGAUCUACGAUUUGAUCUCCAAAUACACCGUCGACCUUCAUGAAAUCCAGAUUUUCGUCUCAAAAUCCCCGUGCUUUCAUCAGGAUUGUGAGCCGAAAUGUGAGGUGGUAGAUGAGUGUAAGAGUAAUAAGGCGUGCGCCAAAUUACUCGGAUUACUCCUCAGCAAAGUCCGCAAGGAGAUCAAAAAAGUCGAUGUGAAAAUGACCGUCAAGUUCUUGUACCCACACUUGAAUCGAGGAGAUUUGUACACGAAACAAGGGAUUCUGUGUAUGCUUCAAGCUGGAAUUAAGGUGGAGCCUCUGCUGAUGAAGGACUGGUGUGCAAUUAUGGAUUGGAGUCCACAUGUAGAUCAUAAGGGAGAUUAUUUGCAACUUUGGAAUAAUCAUCAUUUGGAUAAGGCGGUCGCCCAGUCGCAGCUCUUCAUCAACGAAUGUCGUCGAGCUCUGGGUCUCUCAAUGAAAUUCUGGGUGGCAGAAAUCCAUGAAAUCGUCAAAGAUACGAUCCUCCACUUCUCUGAUCUACGCACAAAAUGCGGAGAUCUGAAUGAUGCGUUGAAACAGUUGGAUCUCACCGCGACUCCACACAAAAUCCGAUCGACUCCGUCGAAGCGACGAAGCUUCAUUGAUUUGCACGAGCUGAGGGAUAAACUGUUGAGAUCGUCGUCGUCGGAUGGCGGAAAGAAGGCCGGGUCUCAUGUGUCAGUUGCCAGCGAGGACGCACAAGCGCAAGCAAUGGUCGCCUCAUUCUGUGGCCGCUCGUUCGACGACUGUGAGACUGAUGAAAUCGCUCAACGCAUCCGUCGUGCCACAGCGAACAUCAAUCUGGAAAUCGAGACGCUCAUGGAGUUCCUGAAUCAUAAGGGAGCGCUUUCAUAA